UAUAUAAAUACUUUUACGGUAUUUACGGCAACUCUGCCAAGAUGACAUGGUCAAUGCGAAAAGGUAUCUGGUCUUGGUGUGAAAUUCAUUGAGGGCAGAGUCGGAGGAAUUCAACAACGUGAGUGACUAAGAUGGACAGUAAAGAAUAGGAAUUGGUUCUGCGAAUGACAGAGACAAACGAGAUGGAAGAAAUUGUAUGUAAUGUGGCUUAACAACAACCUUCGAUCCCACCGUCACACAGCAGCUAAUCGUUACACAUAUACUUGGUUGCGGUGGCUGCCUCGUCUAUAAUGCAUUUUGAGAUCGACUGAUAAUUUAUUGAGUAACUUUUCGACGGUGUAUGGGUUCUCUGAAUUUUCAAAUUUCCUCCUAACCAGCACACACGCACAAGCAGUGAAAGCACAAAGCCUGCUCCCUGACACUAUUUUCCAUUUGGUGACAUGUGUCGCCCAAUGUUAAAUUCAAAAGACAGGAACCUGUCUGUCUAGAAGAGAAUGCUUGUCAGGAAAAAUGGCGAAUCAGCAGAUUUGUCGCCGCCUGAAUAAUAUCCAAUGUGACAAAGGAACGAGCGACGAUGAAAGCAAGAGCAAGAUGCUGCUCCUUUGGAAAUGAAAGUGCUCUCCUCCACAUAAGGGAGGAGAAUUGGCGGCAAAAGGGGGAGGAUGGGGGCCUCUUCAACCAAAAAGAAAAUAUCAUCUGCCAAUCGAAGAUUAAGGGAAAGAUCGCGACUUUCUUUCCUCUUUGUCAUUUUCUUCUUCUGCCUUUUCAGCCUAAUUUUCCUUUGUACCCUGAUGACAGACGGGAACAAGCACGUAUUGAAGGACGAAAAUGACCUGGUUGUAGACGGAGAGACAGAAGACUACUCGAAUUGGGAUAUCUCCUACGAAGAAGUUCCUACUUCCAAUGCUCUUGGGUCUACUUCCAAUGUUAAUUCAGAGACUCAUUACUCCAAGACAAAGCUGGCAGACCGGGUUUCCACCGAGAGACAGAACAGGAAUGAUAAUAAGCAUAACAACAAUCAAGAUGGGAGUGAGGACAGCACGGUUCUUCAUUCGCGUACUUUAACAAAUCCUGCAGGAAACAACAUCAGCAGCAGACGCAUCCGAAAAAUCAAUCCUAUUCAGCCGGAUUGGCAGAAAGUCGUGGGAACAAAGGAGCAGUUUUACGUAUAUUCUGCCUACCAUAAUUCACUUUUCGAACACAUCCGCAUCAUUGGAGCCACAAGGACAAAGUCUCAGCAACAUGUAUUCUGCCGCUUUUACGACAACGACACUAGAAUUUACAUCACCGUGAAUGCAACUAUAAAAGUAAUUAGAGAAAACUGGAAUUUGAAGUUCAGUGCUUGUUUUGUAAUCUGCUACAUUCCGGAUAGAAAAACACUCCCUCCGAGAUACGUAUCAGUAAUUUCUAGCUCAUCUGUCACUGCAUCCGCCUCCAACAUUCUUCGAGUCCAGUACGGCCAAGAUAAGACGGACUCGCUGGUGAACUUUUCCGUUUGCGUAAAGCCCAUUCAUUUUAGCUAUGACAGCGUUCUGCCUUUCCUCGAGUGGGUCGAGUUCCACAAGCUCAUGGGGGUAACACGAUUUACCUUCUACAACCACACAAUAGGUCAAUCCGUGGGUUGUGCGAUGAGGGAAUACGGGGAUGAUGACGUAGACUUUGAAGUGCUUCCAUGGUCUUCCCUUCCCUUCGUGUCUCAAAAGGAAAUUCGGACAGAGGGAUUAUUCGCUGCCCUCAACGACUGUGUUUACCGUGCAAGGGGGUCUUCCAAAUAUUUGGUUCUUGUCGACCUGGAUGAAAUGAUUGUUCCGCGCAAGUUGUACAACUACACAAGUCUCCUCGAUAAGUUGGACACCCUCUCAAACAGAAAGAAAAUUGGAGCUUAUUCCUUCCAAAAUGCUUUCUUCUAUUUGCAAUGGAAUGACGAUCAAAGCUUGUUCAAAAUUGAAGGUAACCCUUUGGCGGAGAGAGUCAGCAAAAAAUUAUUGAGCCUUAGAAAAACAAGAAGAAGAUCAAGGUUGCAUCCUCAUAAGCAACGAUCAAAAUACAUUUGCGAUCCAGAAAAGGUUGUGGAAGCUGGAAAUCAUUUUGUGUGGGAAAUGGCCACGGGUUAUUUUACACUUUCGGUUCCAGCUCACCUUGGAUCGCUACACCAUUACCGUGUGUGCGAAUUUGGAGGUGACCAGUGUACGAAAAACCCCUUCAUCGUGGACAAAUCCUCCCACAAUUUUGGCCAGCAACUGGCUAUCAGGGUAGCUGAUAAGCUAAAGACAUUGGCCUCAAAGUGUCAUUUUGAUAUAGAUAAUGUUAUUGAUUCUCACCAAACUCAGCGUGGCGAAUCCACUACGACAAAGAAUGUUAGCAACAAAAAACCACUAGGGUUGUAGUAAUCAACGACAUUCCGAUUUUUCCGAGUUGCAUUACAAAUGUCACACUGGUCAAGAUUUUCUUUACCAGAAUUUCUUAUUCGUUAGAAAUACUUGGAUUCUUUGGAUUACCUUACAUAUUAUGCGGAACGUAAAAUUUUGAGACUGCACAGUUCAUGUUACUUGUUGUAUCAUGCAUGAAUGAGUGGUGAAUUGAGAGGUGAUGACAAAUUGAUUGGUUUUACCCGUUCUCUUCCAUUUGAAGUAGAUUAUCUAUGGAUAACUGAAAUAUAUUACGUAUUCAUCGAACAUUUGAAAUUCUACUAUGUAGAUUUACGCUCACAUGAAUGAAGGUCCACGAAAAUAUCUGGAAAAUGAUUGAUCGAUUGUUAAAUAUCAUAAAGUUUACAUGGAUAGUAAAUUUAUGUACGUACUAUAAGCCUUUUUUUGAUAAGGUGACACUGGAAUUUAGAAAUUGUUAUUGUCAGCCAUGUAAACGGAUGUGUAUUAUUUUGUUCGAUUCUGUGAUACAAGUAGAGAACUCACGACAAGACAAUACUCUGUAUAAUUACAUGAUCUUACCUAAUACUAAAAUAGUAAUAACACUAAAUGACAUCACUUUGUACGGAAUUUUGUUUAAUAGUUGGUUAUUUCUUAUCUACACUGUUUGUUUGUGAUUGUAAUUACCUUUACUAAAUGCAAUUUUUGUAUUUCCAAAGAAUAUCAUCACUUUUGAUUUUUGGUGGGCAUAUCAUCAUAAUUAAAAGAUGUCAAAAUAAAAGUUACACUAUGUAAA
This is a messenger RNA of Folsomia candida, 3162 nucleotides long. RefSeq lists its product as uncharacterized. The coding region runs from base 663 to 2387 and encodes 574 amino acids. The transcript has 11 exons. Lineage: Eukaryota; Metazoa; Arthropoda; Collembola; Entomobryomorpha; Isotomidae. The record is from RefSeq and is a predicted model, not a curated record.